AUGGUGGAGGAAGGUAUAGUUCUUGGGCACAAGAUUUCAAAUAGAGGCAUUGAGGUGGAUAAAGAAAAAAUAGAAGUGAUUGAGAAACUUUCACCUCCGGUGAAUGUCAAGGGAGUGAGAUCGUUCCUUGGUCAUGCGGGUUUUUAUAGGAGAUUCAUCAAGGAUUUUUCACUUAUUGCUAAGCCCCUAAAUGACCCUCUUCAAAAGGAUGUUGAGUUUAUUCUUGAUGACAAAUGCUUGAAGGCAUUUGAUAGAUUGGAGAAGGCUCUAAUCUCCACUCCUAUUGUUCAAGCCCCAAGGUGGGAUCUUCCUUUUGAAUUGAUGUGUGAUGCAAGUGAUUGGGCGAUUGGAGGUGUUUUGGGAAUACGUGUAGACAAGAAGCUUCAUGUGAUUUACUAUAUGUCCAAGACUCUCAAUGGGGCUCAAAAGAACUACACAACAACAGAAAAGGAAUUUUUAGCAAUUGUGCACUCUUUUGAGAAAUUCCGUUGUUACUUGUUGGGUUCCAAGACCAUAGUCUUCACGGAUCACGCGACUUUCAAGGACAAGAAGGGUGCGGAAAAUGUUGUACCGGACCAUCUUUCUCGCCUUGAGGGUGAUCAAAUUCAUGAUGAUGGUUCACCAAUUGAGGAUAGAAUGCUUGAUGACGUCUUAUAUGCCAUAGAGGUGAAGGAACUCCCAUGGUUUGGCGUGCCUAAGGCUGUGAUAAGCGAUAACGGAUCUCAUUUUGUUCACAACGCCUUCCAAAAGAUGUUGAGGAAACAUGGAGUGCAUCAACGGUUCGUCCUUCCAUAUCAUCCUCAAUCGAGUGGCCAAGUCGAGGUCUCCAAUCGUAAAAUAAAGCUCAUUCUUGAGAAGACGGUUGCAAGGAAUAGAAAGGAUUGGUCGAACAAGUUAGAUGAUGCUCUUUGGGCUUAUAGGACGGCUUUUAAGACACCUAUUGGUACCACUCCAUAUCGCCUUGUCUAUGGCAAAUCAUGCCAUCUCCCGGUAGAGCUUGAACAUCGUGCCUUAUGGGCCAUCAAGAAGAUAAAUUUUGUCUUAGCUAGUGCAGGGGAGAAGAGGUGGUUGGAUCUUCAUGAGCUAGAGGAACUUCGACUUGAUGCUUAUGAUAGUGCUAGCACCUACAAAGCUCGCUCCAAGGAGGUUCAUGACAAGUUGAUUGAGAAAAAGGAGUUUUGUGUUAAUGGUCAUCGGCUCAAGAAGUACUAUGAUGGAGUGUUUGGACAUGUUCACAAAAUGAUUCUUUUUAAGCCACCUUGA
Chenopodium quinoa (quinoa) is the source of this 1263-nucleotide messenger RNA. RefSeq lists its product as uncharacterized. The record is from RefSeq and is a predicted model, not a curated record. Bases 1 to 1263 code for a protein of 420 amino acids. The transcript is spliced from 4 exons. Gene Ontology annotation, biological process: DNA integration. Gene Ontology annotation, molecular function: nucleic acid binding. Lineage: Eukaryota; Viridiplantae; Streptophyta; Magnoliopsida; Caryophyllales; Amaranthaceae.